Molecule: messenger RNA, 2887 nt
Organism: Brassica rapa (field mustard)
Lineage: Eukaryota; Viridiplantae; Streptophyta; Magnoliopsida; Brassicales; Brassicaceae
Product: transcription factor bHLH162
Biological process (GO): regulation of transcription by RNA polymerase II
Cellular component (GO): RNA polymerase II transcription regulator complex
Molecular function (GO): DNA-binding transcription factor activity, RNA polymerase II-specific; protein dimerization activity; RNA polymerase II transcription regulatory region sequence-specific DNA binding
Source: RefSeq, a predicted model, not a curated record
AAGCUGUUGCAGAAGGUAAUCGUUGAGGUUUUGCCUGAAUGGUGAAAAGAUGAUGAUAAACUGGUACUGUCGAUGAAAUGGUUAGAUUCAAAAGCUGAGGAAGAUUUGUAGCCUGAGCAAUUAGGUGAAGCCUUUUGCUAGAGUGCUAUCUUUGAUGUUUUGAUGUAUGAACAUUCUUGAGCUUUUCUUUUUCUGAAACCAUUGUGUUAUAGGUUCUACAGACUGUUAACUGGAUUAAUAAAAAAAAAAAAUUAAAACACUUCUUCAUCCAUUUCAUAAGAUUGUAGUAUGUUGUAAAAUGAAUGCUUCUUGUAUAUACAUGUACCAAAUAAAUUAAGUACAAUGCAAAUCCUAAUAAAAUGAAUAAAUCCAAGUAAUAAAGUGAGUUAAAAUUUGUAUUGCAAAUACUUUUUAAAGUUUGUUGAAAUUUCCAAAACAUGAGUGUUUUGAAACGGACUGAGUAGGGACAACCCUGAGAUCUAUGGAGUUUGAACAACUAUUGUUUUGGAAUCAAAUGUUCUAUUCAUUUAUAGGAUGAUUUAUUGAUCAAACAAUUGAUGCAUAUUAAUUAUUUAAAAAUUGAGGAGCAAGCCGGAUCUUAUGUUAUUCUGUGUGAAAAUCCAUCGUGUAGAGAAAUAUGAUACGUUAAAACAUUUUCACAUGUUGAAGACGUGAUUCGACCACUUUCUUUCUAUCUAUGGCCUACACGUCCAUAGCUAUCCCAAGAUCAGAUGUUUUUGUAUUUGGCUCCUAUAAGUCAAAAUCCAUAUGCUAAUUUUAAGGUUGUAUAUUAGAGUGGGAAGAUCUAUCAAUAAAAAUCGAUUGUUGAUGUCGAUCGCACUACAUUGUUGAUGUCGACUAAACACAGCAUUUGACAAGUAUUUUGGAUUUUGGUGGAAAUAAAAUAACUAAAGGACAAGAAACAUUUUGUCAAGCGUAUUGGAUUUUUGUUAUUAAAACCAACAUAUCUGAAGAUGUUCAACGAAAAGAAAAUCUAAACCAUUUCUGAUUCGAUAAUUUCUAUUUUUCAGUUUAAGAUUUACAAUUGCAGAAAUUGUAUCAUCUGUAAUUUUCACAGUUUUGUCAAAAAAAUGGCUCUACAAUUAAAUACUCCCUCUCUUUUUUAUCCUCAUUAUUAGUACUCUAAAUUGUCAUACUUACAUAAGAUAUACGCAUCCACCAUAAACUAUCAGUGUAGUGUGUACAUAAUAAAAGAUAAAAACUUGAUAAAGAUUGGUUUACAAAUUGAUUGGUGAUGGGAACUAAAGAUUAUAAGCAUGUCUCAGUGUUGAUUAUGUUCGAGUGGUUCAGCAACAUCCACGCAUUGCCUUAGCGAAAAAGUUGACCACAUUAUCCCCACCAAUCUUCAUUUCAUUAACCUUAUCUUAUCUUCUUUAUACAUAUAUAGAAAACAAUUUUAAGUGUUUUCCAAUGAUAGUAUUUAGAUAGAAGAUUUAUUAUAGUUAUAGCGUGAAGAAAUCAUGUAUGGGUUUAGGUUCUGAACUUUUUGGUUACAACAAAAGAAAUAGGAAAUUUCAUACAAGUAUAAAUAAUUAUAGCACUCGAAUGUAAGUAUGAUUCACUCAACUUACUGGGGGGACCUUAGUCACUUCAAUAGAACAAAAGUUAGAAGUAAUAUUGGAAUUUUCAGUAUACCAUGUUGAGAGUUCAUGAAUUUUCUGUUUAAAGCUAAUUAUCGAUGAAUAGAUUCCACUCAUACUCUUAAUUACAAGCUAACGUUGGUCUCUUCUUACUUCCAAAGUAACAAACUCGAUCAUAUAACUAUAUGAAUCACAAUAUAGUAAGUCAAGAAUUAUAUUUAAAGACCAUACUUUUUACUUUGUCUUGCUUUCGUUAUAUCUUUCUAUAUCUGUAUGCAACCUUUUGCCUUUUGGUAUAGAUACCCUUCCUUUACAAACCCUUUUUCACUAAACUGUUAUUAGCACAAAUUAAUUAUCAUUAGGUGAACCAAUAUAUAUGUCACUUAAACCAAGUAACUCUUUCCUUUAUAUAUAUACAUGUGGUUAAUAUUUCAGUCUCAUAGUCUAUGUGAAACACUCCAAGAAGAAGAGUGUAAAAAAAUAUGGAUCAGAGCCAUUUAAACGCAAGUCAAUCAAGAUCUGUAGAUCGCAAAACUAUUGAGAAAAAUAGAAGGAUUCAGAUGAAAGAUCUCUACUCAGAACUCAACUCUCUUCUUCCUCAAACUUCUAGGGAGUCUUUGGCACUGCCUGAUCAGCUAGAUGAAGCUGCAAACUACAUCAAGAAGCUACAAGUGAACGUGGAGAAAAAGAGAGAAAGGAAGAGGAAACUUCUUGCGACUGCAGCUUUCGAGAAAUUGAAUUCCACUGGAUCUUCAUCGAUGUCUUCGAGUGUGGACGUCUCCAUGCCAAGAAGGUUGCCGAGAAUCGAGAUUCAAGAAACCGGUCCGGUUCUUCACAUCUUUCUUGUGACAAGCAUGGAACACAAGUUUAUCUUCCAUGAGAUCACUCGUCUUAUCACUGAGGAAGCAGGAGCUGAGAUGACUCAUGCUGGGUACUCCAUUGUUGAUGAUGCCGUCUUCCACACUCUUCAUUGCAAGGUGGAAGAUUGUGAUUACGGAGCUGGGACUAGAAUUUCAGAGAGUCUGAAGAAACUUGUGAACACAGUCAACUAAUAUUCUCUCUAAUGUGUACCCUUUCGUCCCUCUCCUUGCAGCUUUUUCAAUUUUUUUUCUUAUGUUUUACUUUUUCUUUGUUUGAUUUUAUCUUUUAUUAUGAAAGCAAUGUUUCGUUGUGAGCAUAAUACGCCAUUUUAAAAUCUAUAGAGAUGAUGUAUUGGAAUUGAAAUUGAUACUUAAGAGCAAAAAAAAAAGUAUCUAAUUAUGUAAUCUCUCUGUUUUUAAGAUAUA